Messenger RNA from Tetrahymena thermophila SB210, 630 nucleotides. RefSeq names its product cation channel family protein. The transcript has a single exon. Gene Ontology annotation, molecular function: protein binding. NCBI's taxonomy places the organism in Eukaryota, Ciliophora, Oligohymenophorea, Hymenostomatida, Tetrahymenidae. The record is from RefSeq and is a predicted model, not a curated record.
AUGACAGAAUAAAAAGGAAUAAUUGAUCUUUCUAAUAAAAAAUUAAACUCUAUCAAUGAAAUAUUUAUAAAAGAUAAAACUUAAAUCUACCAUUUAGAUUUGUCCUACAACAAUCUUAAAAGAGUAAAUGGACUAGAAAGCUUUACAAAUCUUAAGACCUUAAUUAUAGAUCAUAAUCAAUACUCAAGUCUGAUUCAUUUUCCUGUCCUUUAAAAUUUAGAUACUUUUUCAGCUAUAGCAAAUUAAUUUAACGAUCUUAAUGAAUUUUUGAUUUUGUGUGUAUCUAAGUUUCCUAAGCUUACCAAUCUUAGCAUCUAAAAAAAUCCUAUGGUUCCUAGCUUAAUUAACGCAAAAGAAUAUUUUUCGUACAGAUCAAAAGUAUUAUAAGAAAGACCAGAAAUAUAAAUACUAGAUAGCAUGCCUUUAGAGCCUGUAGAUAUGACUAUUUUUGAUAACAUUCCAUAGUAAUCCGAGUAAGAAGAAGAACCUAAAACCAUAUAAAAAGCACGUCUUAUUCUUCCUGAUUCUAAUGGUAUAGUUGAGUGUGACCCUAGAUAUGCUAUUGAUAAAAAGAAAAAAUUCUCUUCCAGAUCUGAAGGUAAUCGCUUCUUAAAAAACAAGGACUUAUGA